AUGUCGAACACCACCGCCAGGAAUGCAGUCUCUAUCCACGGCACCAACCCACAGUUCUUGAUCGAGACGACGAUCCGAUACAGGAUAUGGGACAGCAACUUUUGGAAGGAGCACUGCUUUGCACUCACUGCAGAGUCGAUCAUCGACCGAGCAGUCGCACUGAACUACAUCGGCGGCACAUAUGGCGCUUCCAAACCGACCGAUUUCUUGAGCCUCACCCUCAAAAUGCUUCAGAUUCAGCCGUCCAAGGAGAUUGUGCUCGAGUACUUACGGGCAGAAGAAUUCAAAUACCUACGGGCGCUGGCUAUUUUCUACAUUCGGCUCACUUUCGACGCCAUGGAGGUCUACGAGAUCCUGGAGCCAUUGCUCGAAGACUACAGAAAGCUACGCUAUCGCCAACUAGACGGGAGCUAUUCCAUCAUGACCAUCGAUGCGUUUGUCGACUCGUUGCUCACAGAAGAGCGAGUGUGCGAGAUCCAGCUACCCCGAUUGACUCUACGGCGAGUAUUGGAAGAGACAGAAUCCUUGCCGUCGCGCAAGUCCCAACUCGGCAAGGCUAUGGCUCUCGAUGAUCUAUCGGAUGACGAGGCGCCGCGGAGGAGCCAGUCUGACGAGAGCGAUAGAUACAUAUCUCGCAGUCCCACGCCGGAGGAGGACGAAGUCAGGCCGCGCUACGUCUCGCGGACGCCCACCCCAGACGAUGACGACGAAGAUCGCUACAUCUCCCGCAGACCUGUGCUGACUUGGUGUCUGACAUGGCACAGCUCUUCAAAACGACAAACAAGCCUUCCGAGCCGCUCUUUUGACCGUCAAGCCGAUCUCGUCAUGUCUGCCGAUCUAGCGGGAUUCGCGGGCGGCAAGACCGCCGACGCAUCUCAGCCCAUCACCAACACGAUAGAGACAACUGAUGAAGCCAUGGAUCAGCCUUCCUCGAUGCCCUCCGAUAUUCGCAAGGCACAGACAGGUCACAAGUCUUCUCUUUCGCUGCACAUGCACCAUUCUGCUGCUUCGCCGUUUGAUGUCGGUUCGAAGAUGGACGUCAAAGAGUACAGGAGCCGCAAGGUUGCCCUCUUGACGGGUAUCACUGGUCAAGAUGGUUCAUACCUGACCGAGCUGCUGCUCGAGAAGGGCUACGAAGUACACGGCAUCAUCCGUCGAUCUUCGAGCUUCAACACCGGCCGUAUUGAACACAUCUACAAAGAUCCUCACGAGAGACCCAACAUGGUCCUGCACUACGGUGAUCUGGCUGAUACGACCAAUUUGGUCUACAUCGUCUCCACCGUCAAGCCGACAGAGAUUUACAACCUCGCUGCUCAAUCUCACGUCAAGGUCUCAUUCGACAUGGCUGAAUAUACCGGUGAUGUCGAUGGUCUCGGCACAUUGCGACUGCUCGACGCCAUCCGCACUUGUGGAUUGACGAACCACAUCCGCUUCUACCAGGCCUCUACUUCUGAGCUUUACGGCAAGGUAGUGGAGACACCCCAGACCGAGAAGACGCCCUUCUAUCCUCGAUCACCGUAUGGCGUGGCUAAGCUCUAUGCCUUCUGGAUCGUCAAGAACUACCGCGAAUCCUAUGGCAUGCACGCAUCGAACGGUAUUCUCUUCAACCACGAAUCGCCACGUCGUGGUCGUACCUUCGUGACGCGGAAGAUCUCGCGAGCAGUAGCAGAGAUCGUCAUCGGCACGCAGGAUUGCCUCUACCUCGGCAACCUCGAUGCCAAACGUGAUUGGGGUCAUGCAAAGGAUUACGUCGAAGGAAUGUGGCGAAUGCUCCAACAAGACCAGCCUGAUGACUUUGUUCUUGCAACGGGCGAGACCCAUCCCGUCAGAGAGUUCGUCGAGAAGGCCUUCAAGCAUGGCGGGAUCGAUAUCACUUGGGAAGGCAAGGGCGUCGAGGAAGUGGGCAAGGACAAAAAGACGGGCAAGGUGAUUGUGAGAGUUGACCCGAUCUACUUCCGACCUGCAGAGGUAGAACUGCUAUGGGGUAUGCCGACAAAGGCAGAGAAAGAGCUCGGAUGGAAGAGGAAGGUCGACUUUGAAGAUCUCGUCAAGGAGAUGGUCGAAGAAGAUCUCAAAGGAGCUCGUGUCGAUAAUCGCGAUUAG
Molecule: messenger RNA, 2103 nt
Organism: Mixia osmundae IAM 14324
Lineage: Eukaryota; Fungi; Basidiomycota; Mixiomycetes; Mixiales; Mixiaceae
Exons: 12
Coding region: 1-2103 (700 amino acids)
Biological process (GO): GDP-mannose metabolic process
Molecular function (GO): GDP-mannose 4,6-dehydratase activity
Source: RefSeq, a predicted model, not a curated record